GUUACACACUAGUAAGACGCCAUAUUAUCCAGAGAAACGUUUUCGCGGCAACUUGAAAAUGGAGUUUUUGAUUUGGUUAUUUUUACUGAAAUACACGACAGAAUGGUGAAUAUCCACUUUUUACGGACUCCAUAAACAUUAGUCAAUAACGUGAAAUCGUUGCCUAAAACUUGUCAAAUACCCUAUGGAUGAUUUUAGAAGGUUGGCUAUGAUUUAACAAGAUGGCGUUGCCAUCAAUAUGAGGCGCUUAUCCAAAUUUUUAAAGGUAUCGGUACUUGCCAAAAAGUACUCAUUUAGUAAAAGUAUCGAGUACAAAAGUAUCGGUAUCGAAAGGAAAAGUACUCGAUACCACAAAGUAUCGAUACUUUUUUCGUGUCCCUAGACACAAUUCGAAAACGUAUAGUUUGAUCGAAUCGAAUCGACGAAGACGAUCGUUCGUUUCGUAUUGAAAAAACUCAUAUUAGGGGUACUGACUCCUGCCAGAUUUGGUGUCAAUGUCAAUUUGACGUUUUACAAUUCGUUUCCUAUUUUGUUUUUUGUAUUGUUGUUUAUAAAAAUUUAUGUUUUUUUUUACUCCCAAAAAUCUUAAUUACAAACAAAAAGAUGAGCCGAACAAGCAAUAAUCAAUUUGAAAUCAUGGUUGUUUUCAUGGAAAGGAAUGGUGACUUAAUGGGGCCAGCUGAUGGCCCCCAUAGCAGAGUUGCGGUGGCCAAUAAGUGGAUGGAGCUGGAAAAUGUCCUCAACUUGAACAUGACUGGUUCAUCUAAGACAGUCGAAAAAUGGAAAAAGGUGUGGAGUGACUUUAAGAAUAAUACCAAACGCAAGGCAGCCAAAAUCAGGCGAGCUGCCAGUGGUACUGAUGGUGGACCUGCAUGUAAGCUGGUCCUGACAGACUUGGAGCAACGGGUACUAAAAUUGAUGGGAACCCAGGCUGCUACAGGGCUGCCGAAUAUUGCUGAAGUUGGUUUAGAGCCAUUUUUAGCAGCAGACCAGCAGCAUGAUGCAAGACCAUUAGCUCCACCACCACUACCACAACCACAGCCCUCCACAUCCCGGCAAGUUGAGGACAACAGAAGCAGCCCAUUCACUGUAGAGGAUGUGGUAGGCAGUGCAACCUCACCCACUCCUCAUCAUGCAAGCCAUGUGGGGAGUUCUAGUCGCCGCGGCGCCAGAUCAAGAACUCGACUCGCUAGUCGCCAGCGGCGUAGAUUGCCGCCCUGCCGCACUCGUCUGGCUGAUGCUGCAGCAAACUUCUUGGCCAGCAAAGAACGCUGGCAGAAUUUUGCAGCAGAGUUUGCUGUUGAGCAUAUAUGUUUGCGAGAAAGAGAACUCAAUCAACAAGCUCAGUGGCAAACUCUGUUUGCAAAAUUUAUCAGGGUUAUAGCAAAAUUUUAUAAAUAGUAAAUAAAAUUAUUAGUGUUUUACUUACCAAAUAAUUUAUUAAAAAUAUGCUCUUUGUCUGCCGGCAAAUCGCGAAUUAGUU
This is a messenger RNA of Chilo suppressalis (striped riceborer), 1483 nucleotides long. NCBI's taxonomy places the organism in Eukaryota, Metazoa, Arthropoda, Insecta, Lepidoptera, Crambidae. The record is from the annotation of a GenBank genome assembly.